Messenger RNA from Moneuplotes crassus, 1020 nucleotides. The record is from the annotation of a GenBank genome assembly. Lineage: Eukaryota; Ciliophora; Spirotrichea; Euplotida; Euplotidae.
GAUAAAUGGGAGCUUAUCAAGCAAGACCAACAACUAAGUGUGAAAAGUUAGAAGGAUCAGUCGAUAAGAUAAGAUAUGGAGUCUGCUCAAUGCAAGGCUGGAGGAAGACCAUGGAAGAUACUCACAUUGUUGACACUGAAUCUCUUGGAGAAGGUAUUUCUCUGUUUGCCGUUUUUGAUGGGCAUGGAGGUACAGAAGUCUCUGAAUAUUUGAAAAACAACUUUGUUAAAGUGCUUAAAGACAAUAAAAAUUUUAUUAAAAAAGAUUAUGAGCUUGCUUUGAUUCAAACUUUCAAAGAAUUAGAUCAAAGUUUAAUCACUCCAGAAGUUAACGAUGAACUCAUUGGGUUCAGUACUGCUCCAAAAGAAUUAUGGGAAAAGCCUGAAAUUGAAGGAGUGGCUUACAGUGUCGGAUCUACUGCUUGAGUUGCGCUUGUAACACUUGAUGCAAUAUUUGUUGCCAAUUUGGGAGACUCUAGGUGUAUUAUUUCAAAGAAAUCUAAGGCAUAUGAGAUGAGUAUAGACCACAAACCUAACCUAGACUCCGAAAAGAAGAGAAUCACUGCUGCUGGGGGAUUUAUUAAAGAUAAUAGAAUCAAAGGAGUACUAAAUCUUAGUAGAUCAUUUGGAGACAUGGGUUACAAAUGAGACCCUGAGCGUUCCCCUAAAAAGCAGAUGGUUAUCAAUGUUCCAGAUAUAUGAGAACAAAAGAGAACAAAGGAUCUGGACUUCUUGUUCAUUGCAUGAGAUGGAAUUUGGGAGUGAAUGACUAGCUCUGAAGUUUGAAAAUUUAUAGGAGGAAAAAUAAAAAAGCAUAAGAAGAAAAUGGCGACUCUUGUGCAAGCUUUAUUUAACAAAAACCUUGCUAAUGAUGUCAAAACCUCAAGAGGAAAAGGAACAGACAAUAUGACGGGAAUUUUAGUAGCGUUAAAGUAAACAACUCCUCCAUCACUCUUCAUAAGAAUUGCAUCAUGCUGAAUAGUGACCUAACUAAUUUUAAAUUGAAUAAUACAGUUUCAGC